AAAUCGUGUUACUUUUCUGGUGGACAUUUCUAUAAUUCACCUUUUGACACAACGAGAUGUUUCGUGGGAUUUGGAUAAGAUGGCCAUUGCUAUCAACAUUUUUAUUGGGCUCCAAUAUAUUAUUGGUAGUUGCCCAAUGUGGAUCAUCUAUACAAGACAGACAAGAAAGGCAGGAUAGGCAAGACAAAUUAGCAUUGUAUAAGAUCACUCUGAGAACUUAUUGGUCAAGGGCACGAUUUCCACGACAUUACCCUGAAUGGAAGCCACCGGCACAAUUCGGCAAACUUAUUGGUCGAACGCACGAUCCUACGUACACCCUUUACAGAUUGGGUGAAAGACUUUCAACAGGGGCGAGAUUGUACGUUGAAACUGGUAGAGCUGAUGGGUUAGAUGCCGGCGGUGAAUCACAAAAUACCCUUCACUCUUUCACGGGUCCGCCAAUACCACAGGGCGAGGGUACCAGCAUUGCCAGAGCCUUUCUAGAUGGAAAUCAUACUUUAAUAAGCAUCAUGGCAAGAAUCAAUCCAAGUCCUGAUUGGUUCGUUGGGGUUGAUUCAUUUCAACUUUGCGUUGAAGGCAAUUGGGUUGACACUGUCACCGUUGAGCUCGACCCUUUAGACGGUGGUACGGAUAACGGGUUCACAUUUACGGCUGCCAAUUGGCCUACGCAACCUCAAGGAAUCGCCUAUAGAAUCACAUCCCGUUACCCGGCACAUCCCGCGGGAAGUUUCUAUUAUCCGAAUCUACCUCGACUACCACCAAUAGCAACCCUUACAUUCACCAAGUUACGUGAAUACACUCUGACAGAAACCUAUCACGAAGACGACGUCGAGGUCGAGUUCGUAAGCAAUGACAAUCUACAAUCUAGCAAUCCAACCCCAAGAGGAAUCGAUCCUAACAGAGAUCUAAACGAGGCCAUUGCUGAGGAACGGAGGGAAAUGGACACUCAAAGAUACAGAUAUUGGACGACAACGAGUAACGGACAACAACAAUCAGUCACGGAUAUUCCACGUGAUGGUAAAACUGCAAUAAUCAAUAGCAUUGCAUCGUCUUAUGCAUUGCAAAGACCAAGAUUGAAUGCAACACCGACUCCUAGAACCACAGGAAAAUUGAUCGAUCAAAAUAAUAAAUAUAACAAUGAUGAAAAAUCAAAUUGGCCUUAUUAUCAAAUGUACAGGCACUCGAUGGAAGCACAAAAAGCUGAAAUUUUCAAAGACAUACAAAGAAAAAUGUCGAACACGACGAGUUUAUCGAAAUUUGGCCAGUCAUGGGUCAACAAUAAUGCAACCGAUGUUAUAUCCCAACAACGUCAGCAUAAACUUAGAAUGAAGCAUCAUAGAUUAAUGGCUAAAGGAAAACAUCUUAGAACGCGUCCACCAAGAGAUUGCAAAGUUAGCGAAUGGGGUCCAUGGAGUGCAUGCAGUCGUAGUUGCGGUGUCGGGGAAACCCAAAGAACGAGAAAAGUGACGAUAAAAUCUCGCCGUGGUGGCGCUGCUUGUCCACCAUUGAAAGAAACAAAAUGGUGCGGCAGCGUUAGUCCUUGUCCGGAAAAUAAAUCUAACCUCGAAACGUUUCAUUGGUAGUCGUCGUAAUUWUAAAGGAAUAUUACAAACAACAAAACAAAACAAUUCUACUUUUGGGUCCUAAUUUUACAUAAUUGGACGAAGAAAUAAAACAAACACUUACACAUAUACAUACAAACUAAUAAUGGCUAUAUUAUAUCGAGGAAUUUAAUUUAUUUAAUAAUAUAUAUAUUAUCUUCUCGGUUAAUAAGGAAUUUUUUCAACAUGAAAAUACUGAAGAAUAUCUGUUUAAAAAAAAAAAAAAAAUAAGAUAAGAAAGGAAAAGAUAAGAAAAA
Messenger RNA from Polistes dominula (European paper wasp), 1858 nucleotides. Its product is annotated as spondin-1. NCBI's taxonomy places the organism in Eukaryota, Metazoa, Arthropoda, Insecta, Hymenoptera, Vespidae. Gene Ontology annotation, biological process: cell adhesion. Gene Ontology annotation, cellular component: extracellular matrix. The record is from RefSeq and is a predicted model, not a curated record.